Messenger RNA from Phascolarctos cinereus (koala), 2958 nucleotides. It is a transcript of the gene B3GALNT1, whose product is annotated as beta-1,3-N-acetylgalactosaminyltransferase 1 (Globoside blood group). Lineage: Eukaryota; Metazoa; Chordata; Mammalia; Diprotodontia; Phascolarctidae. The record is from RefSeq and is a predicted model, not a curated record. Gene Ontology annotation, biological process: protein O-linked glycosylation. Gene Ontology annotation, molecular function: N-acetyl-beta-D-glucosaminide beta-(1,3)-galactosyltransferase activity. Gene Ontology annotation, cellular component: Golgi membrane.
UCCGCCCCACGCGGGCCCCGGCCCGGCGGGGACCUCACUGACUCCCUCCACCGAGUGGGGAGCAGAGGGUUCCUCUGCUAAGUGAUCCGCCCGGGCUUCGGCCUAGGGGGCCCAGACAAGGCAUCCCCCGGGGGGCGUUCUGCGCGCCCUCGGAAGGGGCCCGGGGAGAGGGAGGAGUAAGGGAGAAGUAAGGGAGGAACUGGGCGUCCGGCCGAGCUGACGGAGCUGCCCGCAGGGGCCGACGCCGGGAACUCCGGCCGGGCCGAGGCGGGGGUCGCGGUACCUCUAGGUCCCGAGUGGGCCUGGCUUCCAGUCCCGGCCUUCAUCUCUCGUGCAAGGAGCGGGAAAGGCGGGACAGGGAAAGAGGGGGCCCGAUGGAUCUGCCGGACAGAGACCUCCCUCGUGUGGACAGAGCCCGGUCCCCAGCCAGGGUUGAAUCGGUCCCUUCCCUCUCCGGGACCCCUAAGUCUGCAGAAAGUGUAGUCUGGUGGAGGAUGGCAUUGCAACAUUGACCCUGACCACGGAGAUGAGGAUGGAACUAGGCCUGGACCAAUCUCCGAGAACAGCAGGCCCUCCUUCUACCCCAGUCUGAGAGCGCUGAUUUUGGGGCUCUCUUUUACAAGCCCCCAAAACCUGCAACUCCAGCCUCCCCUUUGGCCACCCGAAGGCCCAGAAUGUCUGUGAGAUGCCUGAGAUGCAGCCUUUGGCUACUCUGCCUCCUCACGGUCACCUUGCUCUGGUACCUCAACCUCCCCUCCUACACUGUCAUCGAGAACCUCAACUGGAUGUAUUUCUACGAGUACGAGCCCAUUAACCACUCAGAAUUUGCCUUUACGCUGCGAGAGUGGGUAACUUGCUCAGAGCAGGACCCGUUCCUUGUCAUCUUGGUGACCUCACGCCCUGCGGAUGUGAAAGCCAGACAGGCCAUUCGAGUUACUUGGGGUGCAAAGCAGUCUUGGUGGGGACAAGAAGUCCUAACCUACUUUUUAUUAGGCCACCAAAUGGAGCCAGAAGAUAACACGCUGGCCUUAUCUGUACAAGAUGAAAGCAUUCUUUAUGGUGACAUAAUCCGCCAGGACUUUAUAGAUACGUACUAUAACCUGACCUUAAAGACAAUCAUGGCAUUCAGAUGGGUUACAGAGUUUUGCCCAACAACUAAAUAUGUAAUGAAGGCAGACUCUGAUGUUUUUAUCAACACUGGAAACUUAGUGAAAUAUCUUUUGACAUACAACCAGUCUGAGAACUUUUUCAUGGGCUACCCUCUCAUAGAGAAUUUUUCCAAUAGAGAAUUUUUCAAAAAAACAUAUAUUUCCUACCAAGAGUAUCCUUUUAGGGUGUUUCCACCGUACUGCAGCGGCUUGGGUUACGUGCUAUCCAGAGACUUGGUUCUCCGAGUGUAUGAAAUGAUGGCCCACGAGCCCAUCAGAUUUGAAGACGUUUACGUUGGGAUCACCCUGAGCAUCUUAAAAGUGGACAUCCACCUUCCCAAGUCCAAUGAUCUCUUUUUUUUGUACCGGAUUAGAUUUAAUACCUGUAAAUUCAAGCGCUUGGUUGCUGCCCAUGGCUAUUCUCCCAAGGAACUAAUCCAGUAUUGGCAGCUCACGCAAAAGGAAAGGAGCUGUUGACCCUGCGUUUGGCUCUGACCAAGUCAAGGACUUUGCGGUGAGGUUGGACUGAGAACUUGCCGAUGGGGAGUCCUUUCAAGGCAGUGUUUGUCCUGGGGCCCACUUUGCUUUCACUUGUUCAGACCCCACCCCUCUUUGCAGUGGCUGCCUCCUGUGUCAUUGUAUUUUGUUUUUGAGGUUGGCAGUAGAGGAGAGCUCUCUUGUGGUACUCUUUAAAAAAAAAAUAAAGAGAUCAGUACUAAAAAAAAAAUCUUCUUAGAAGGAAAAUGGUGGAUUUUGCCAAUUAUACAAAAAAGGCCUAAAGAUUUGAACAUGUCACAGGAAAAAUUUACUGGUAGGGACUUAAUAGAACUCUUAUUUAUAGUAGACUCAUUUAUGCAGGACUACUGGUAAAAAUGGAGUUUUCUAAAAAAAACCAACCCAACAACAUGAUAUAAUGAAGGUUAAAGAAGAGUGUGGCCAGAGAUGUGAUAUAUGGAUUAAUCAUUUUCAGAGUUGUAAUACACAACACUAACAUUGUACUGAACAUAAUUUACUUUGUUUCUUCAUACAAAAGGCCUUCCCUAUGGCCCCUGUAACAGACCAAGUCAAUUUUCCAAAGACCAUGCUGGCUUUUUGUGGGGAAGCACAUUCCCGGUAGGCUAGCCGCUUAGUGAUGACAUUAUAUUGGCCAGACAUAGGAGAGGCGGGCAUGGAUGAACUGAAAUCUGCGUCAUUGGAGAGAAUUAAGGUUAGGGUUCGAUUUGAGUAGUUUAUAGACUCCUGUACAACCCUCUAAUUUUGUAUAUGAGAAUAUGGAGUCCCAGAGAGAUUUAAAUGACUUUUCCAUUCCAGGAAACAUUUGAACUUUCUGUGUCCACUGGGUUAUUGUUAUGGUCAUCUGGUAGUAAAAAACAUGGGGUUUCACUCUUUCAGGUUUUUAUGUUUAAAUUCUGGGUAGAUUUGGUGCCCUUUUGGGGUUGGAAUGCUUCUCAACCAACUCUUCAUGGUGUACACUUUAAUGACGGGAGAUGAAGACUGUAGAAUAACCCUUUGGGACUAGAGAAUGUGAACGUCUAGAGGGCAGGCGUGGUUUCUUUUUCACCCUUGCCUCCCCACAGCCUAGCAUGGUGCCUGGCCCAAGCUAAGCACUCAGGAAUGCUAAUUGGGCGUUAUAACAUAUUGAAGGCCACGCAGAUUGGGACUUCAGAAAACAUUGUUCAUAUGUAGAGGUGCUGAAGUGGAAAGACCUGAACUAUAUGUCUCGUUUCUGGAAGCAGUUACUUUGUGUGUGUGGUUUUUCAAAAUUUGAUUUAAAAAAUAAAGUUUUUUUACUUUCAUGUACAAACAGUAA